This is a messenger RNA of Haplochromis burtoni (Burton's mouthbrooder), 1463 nucleotides long. It is a transcript of the gene inha, whose product is annotated as inhibin subunit alpha. Gene Ontology annotation, cellular component: extracellular region. Lineage: Eukaryota; Metazoa; Chordata; Actinopteri; Cichliformes; Cichlidae. The coding region runs from base 204 to 1247 and encodes 347 amino acids. The transcript has 2 exons. The record is from RefSeq and is a predicted model, not a curated record. Gene Ontology annotation, molecular function: growth factor activity; cytokine activity. Gene Ontology annotation, biological process: SMAD protein signal transduction.
UUUACUUCACAGACUUCCCUCAGAGGCAGAUAGCACGCAGAGACAAAACAAAUAUGUUAGAAAACAGGGAAAGCAACAGGAGGGAAUCCAUUUUCUAGAGGUAACCAGACAAACAAGGCAGACUCUGAAGCUGUAAAAAUAGUUGCGCCUACUUUAAGGAUUUUUUUUUUCCCCUCUCAUCAAGAGUUUCAAGAUAUAUAGUCAUGGUGUCCUGUACUGUCCUCAUCCUGGGUCCUCUUUGCAUCCAUGGUAUAAUUCAAGCUUGCAUGGGUGAGGAGCUGUCCCGUGGGGCUGUGCUAUCCUGGUUCAAAGUACGGGUUCUGGAAGGUCUCGGGCUCGAAGAACCCCCUCUGAGCACGCUGCAAGGUCCCGAUGCAGACAGGGUACCUCCUGAUACGAGGCACCUGCACCAGAGGGCCCACAGGACAAGCAGAACAUCUUGGGUUAAUCCUCAAACCCGUCCGAACCAGGAAUCAUCGCAAAUAAUUCUGUUCCCGGGUUCAGACUGCACCAAAUCGGACUCAGCUCAGGGAGAAACUACAAACAGACAUAUGACAUAUUACUUCCAGCCCUCCAUCAACAGCCAGGACACUGUAGUCACAUCAGCCCACUUCUGGUUCUUUGCAGGCGAAGCAGUCACAGCUAACUCCUCCGCCCAGCUUUUCAUUGUAACCACAGCACUAGAACGACUCCAGGCAGCGGAGGCUCCAUCAAAUUCAAGCUCUGAUGGAUGGACCACCUACCAUCUGGAUCAGAACCUGCUGGCCCUUGUCGCCGAAGGCCCCUUUCUUCUUCAGGUCCACUGUCCAGCCUGUCAGUGCCACGCGGGAGAACCAGACAAGAUACCCUUUCUUCACCUCCAUGUUCAACCUCGUGGACCUUCCCGGUCACCCCGCAAUGCAGCAGUGACCAUUCCUUGGUCUCCCUCUGCCAUCUAUCUUCUGCAGCGGCCCUCUCAGGAAAGGCCUCUACACAGCGACUGCCACCGAGCAGAGAUCGACAUCAGCUUUGAGGAGCUGGGGUGGGACAACUGGAUCGUCCAUCCGAAAGUGCUGACGUUUUACUACUGUCACGGAAACUGCUCGGGUGGGGAUCUAACCACUGCAAUGUUGGGGAUCACUCAGUGUUGCGCUCCCGUCCCGGGGACCAUGAGGUCCCUGAGGAUCACCACAACAUCUGAUGGUGGAUACUCAUUCAAGUAUGAGACCUUGCCUAACAUUAUACCUGAAGAGUGUACAUGUAUCUAAACAUCAGACCUUAAAGGCCAGUUCACCCAAAUAAAAGAUUUCAGUUUACUUACAAGUCACAGUUGAAAUUUGAUUACUGCCCUUAUUAAACUUGAUUUUGUCUUAUUCACUUACAAUUCUGUCCUGAUUGUUCUCUAGUUUGGGUGUGUGCUACAUAAGCAUCAAAACAGAUUGUACUUUAUAUGUUAACCUUGAUUAAAGUGUUAUUUAGCGGGU